This is a messenger RNA of Coregonus clupeaformis (lake whitefish), 1098 nucleotides long. It is a transcript of the gene uqcc4, whose product is annotated as chromosome 31 C16orf91 homolog. Lineage: Eukaryota; Metazoa; Chordata; Actinopteri; Salmoniformes; Salmonidae. Bases 77 to 496 code for a protein of 139 amino acids. The transcript has 2 exons. The record is from RefSeq and is a predicted model, not a curated record.
UUCAGUGUUACACAACGAAAUGUUACAUGACCUGCUUCCAACUGAGAAUGUUGACCUGAGAUGACCAUUCUUCACGAUGUCGAGAAUAGGACGUGUUUUAUCUAGGUUGUCACACCAUUCUCUGUGUCGUGAGACUGUGAUUUAUGGUACCAAGACAAAGCAGAGAUUGAACCAUGCACGGACCCUCUCCCUGACCUCCCAGAGGCUGGGUAAGUCAAAAACAGCAGAUGAGGAUGGCGAGGAGCUCAGUCAUCCCAUCAAGUUCACUACCAGCAAAGCCAGUCACAAGACUUGGAAUGUAGACCAGUCCCUGGGAAGCAAGUAUCAGCGACCAUGGUGGAAAGUCCUCCCCAUCAGUCUCUUUGGGUUGAGCUUCUUGCUGUGGUGUGCACUGAGGGGCGAGACGGACAUUGAUGAACAGCUUGAGAAGAAUCUUUAUGAACAUUUACCUGGCUUGCUCUUGGAUGAAGAGGAAGAACAAAGCAAACCUAGCUAAUAUUGUGCAACUGAAAAAGUCUAAUUUCAGGUUAUUUUAGCUAGAUUAGGCAAUGUCUGUGGCAUGCACAAUUGGUGUAUGCUUCCAUGUCGAUGAGCAGUGAGUAUAAGAGGUAUUAAUGCUCUGGCCAUCCACCUGUAAGUGCAGAGGUUGUUCAAUAAUUAAGGUGCAAAAUGCAAUUGUCAUUCAAAUGUUCACUAUCCAAGAUUUAGACUUUGUAUGAACCUCAACAUUUAGUUGUCAGAAUCGUGUGAAGGAAAGGUAACCAUGUUUCCGUCUAACCUUUUUAUGCAGGUAGUCAUUCUGUAAAAAAAACAAAAAAAACGGUGUUGGUACAACUUCAUAAAUGUCGACAUUGCUCAUUUGACAUGGUGGCAUAUUUUUGAAAAUAAUUAUGCAGCAAUUGCAGUGAAAAUGCUGUUAUUUGCAAAUAUUGAUAGAAUAACCAGACAUAAACUUGCAGUCACCCGAUGCUAUGUUUGUGGUCCUCCCACAGCGACCUGGAAAGGCAUGCAGUUUAUUAUGCUACAGAUGAAAGUGAUGUACUUCACAGGGUGAUGAUUAGUGUGAUGCUCCUUUCCAAUAAAGACGUUCUUCAUUUG